Dama dama (fallow deer) is the source of this 3994-nucleotide messenger RNA. RefSeq names its product sideroflexin 5 (gene SFXN5). Gene Ontology annotation, molecular function: citrate transmembrane transporter activity; monoatomic ion transmembrane transporter activity. The record is from RefSeq and is a predicted model, not a curated record. Gene Ontology annotation, cellular component: mitochondrial inner membrane. Bases 36 to 1058 code for a protein of 340 amino acids. Gene Ontology annotation, biological process: monoatomic ion transport; citrate transport; mitochondrial transmembrane transport. Lineage: Eukaryota; Metazoa; Chordata; Mammalia; Artiodactyla; Cervidae. The transcript has 14 exons.
UUUAAAAGGGCCGGAGAUUGCAGGCGUCAGUGGCCAUGGCGGAUACAGCGACUACAGCAUCGGCGGCGGCGGCUAGUGCCGCUAAUGCCUCGACCGAUGCACCGCCUUUCCAGCUGGGCAAACCCCGCUUCCAGCAGACAUCCUUCUUUGGUCGCUUCAGGCACUUCUUGGACAUCAUCGACCCUCGCACACUCUUUGUCACUGAGAGACGUCUCAGAGAGGCUGUGCAACUGCUGGAAGAUUAUAAGCGUGGGACCCUGCGCCCGGGGGUUACCAAUGAGCAGCUGUGGAGUGCACAGAAAAUCAAGCAGGCUAUUCUACACCCGGACACCAAUGAGAAGAUCUUCAUGCCUUUUAGAAUGUCAGGUUACAUUCCUUUUGGGACGCCAAUUGUUGUUGGUCUUCUCUUGCCCAAUCAGACAUUGGCGUCCACUGUCUUCUGGCAGUGGCUGAACCAGAGCCACAACGCCUGUGUCAACUAUGCAAACCGCAAUGCUACCAAGCCUUCACCUGCAUCCAAGUUCAUCCAGGGCUACCUGGGAGCUGUCAUCAGCGCCGUCUCCAUCGCUGUGGGCCUUAAUGUCCUGGUUCAGAAAGCCAACAAGUUCACCCCGGCCACCCGCCUUCUCGUCCAGAGAUUUGUGCCAUUCCCUGCCGUAGCCAGCGCCAAUAUCUGCAACGUGGUCCUGAUGCGGUACGGGGAGCUGGAGGAGGGAAUUGAUGUCUUGGACGGUGACGGCAACCUCGUGGGCUCCUCCAAGAUCGCCGCCAGACAUGCCCUGCUGGAGACAGCGCUGACACGAGUGGUCCUCCCCAUGCCCAUCCUGGUGCUACCCCCGAUCGUCAUGUCCAUGCUGGAGAAGACAGCUCUCCUGCAGGCGCGUCCCCGGCUGCUCCUCCCCGUGCAAAGCCUUGUGUGCCUGGCAGCCUUCGGCCUGGCCCUGCCGCUGGCCAUCAGCCUCUUCCCUCAGAUGUCAGAGAUCGAAACAAGCCAGUUAGAGCCUGAGAUUGCCCAGGCCACGAGCAGCCGGACAGUGGUGUACAACAAGGGUCUGUGAGCAGUGGCCGGCCGGCCUGGGGACAGAGCGUUGUCCAGGCCCGGAGUUGGGGGCAAGGAAGGAGUCCUGUGGGCUGCACCUGCAGGGAGAGACAAGCUGACCCCCCGCCCAGUCCCAGGCCACCUGGGGGAGUACUCCCCCCACAGUGGUAGGGAGACUAAUCUAUUCACGAAUUAACAUAAGGGAGAAGAAUUCUGACACAUUUACUAUAAAAAAUAAUCAAGUGCAUUUCUGGGCCUUACGUGGGGUUGUCAAAACUCUACUUAGCACAAUUAUGUGUGAAGCUGAAAAAUUGUAGAGUGCCCAUGGGGUAGGGUUAGGAUCCUUUUAUACUUGAUUUCUUUUUUAUUUUUAAUCAGAAUCAAGCCUCGGUUACAGCUGCCCAGAGGCAGCAGGUGGUGGGAGGAGGAGCAGGCCUGGGAGUUGGUGGUCUUGGUGGCUGGGCUGCUGGUUUUAAGAUGCUACUGAGGCCAGGCCCGAUAGCUGCCUGGGCUGGGGAGGGGAGGCAGGCAGAUGAACCAGCUGUGAGGAAGUUCCUCAGCAAGUGGCCCAGGAAGUCAAGGGGCACGGGAAGAUUCCUUGGGCAGCUGGCUCUGAGUGUGGCCAGCCUUCAUUCACGCCACUCCUGCAAAACCAAUUCCUCUGCAUGAAGCCCAGUGCCACACUGAGGCUGUCGUCACCCUUCAUGCAGCCCUGAUCCAUUUGACACCCAAGAUGAUUCCGGCUCCAGGCAGGAGGCCCUAAGAAGGAGUAGUGUUUGGCGGAAACUGUGCCUGCGGUCUGGCCUCUGUGGGAAGGUCUUCCUUCCAGGCACAGGCUGGAAGCCGGGUGUUGGGGCCGAGGGUGGGGCUAGAGCCAGGCUGCCUGCUGUCAUUUCCAGCCACUGGGUCGCCUACCAGCUCAUCAUUUCCCAAGCAGGCGGGUGUUGUGCCCAAAGCCCAGAUCUCUAGGCAUCGACCUAAGAGCAUCAAACCUAGGAACAGCAGGCCCUAGCUCUGGCACUGAUGGGCUGUGUGACCUUGGACAAGUCUCCUCCCUUCACUGAGUCUCCACUCUCUGCCUGGAACCAGAGGACUGUAUGGAGGCGUUCCCACCUGCUCUUUCAGCUAGACUUCAUCUUUGCCCGUCCUGCUCAGUUGCUGGGCAGUCCAGCACAUCCCCAAUGUGGACAGCGGACUGGGAACGGGGCAGGCUCCUUUGGGAAUGGCCAGCGGUUGGCCUCGGCACCGGAACCUUGCCCUUCUGUGUGUGAACAUCCUGGGAGCACUUGACCUUUGCCAAACACUAUACAGUUCUGAAGCAGGGGGCAGAGUGCCUGCCUGGGCCUGCGUGUGCCCACGUGCCCAUGCUGUCGCCUCUCACUGAGCACAGGUCUCCGAGGCCCCUUGCUGCUGGCUCCCGUUGGCAGGCCAGGAAAGAGGAGAGUUCUGCAGGAGCUUUGCAGAGGGAAGCAGGGCCUGCGGUGAGGGUGAACGGGAUAACCCCCCCUGCCACACACCCCUCUGAAAGGCCCAAACAAAGAGGAAGCCUGGCCUCCAGGCGUCCCUCACCUGGCCCUAGCAGGAAUGGAGCCUUUGAUAUGCAGCCUCGGCUCCCCUGGUGACUUCACCCUGAGAGAGAGAGACCUGGCCAGGGAUGAACACACACCGAGGCAGGAAAGACCAGUGCAGGGCAGAAAGUGCGUGGCCAUGGGCGGCUCUCCCUGUCUUUAGGGCAGGGUAGUUGUGAGGUGGGCCUUCACAGGCAUUGACACACAUAUCCUCAGAAGGCCCUGCUGCCCUCUCCUCCCAGCCAGACCCUGGUGCCCCCCAGCUAGCUCUGCAGGGUACUGCUCUGAGGGCUCCCCACUUUCCGAGGGAGCAGCCCAUCAGUAAAGAGAGAAGGUGGAGACAGCAUGGAGGAUGUGAGCAGUGUCGGACGGGCAGGUUGUUUUUAGCUAAUCCCCCUGUAAUGGGAAUGUGCCAACGACUCGGGGCUGGGUAUGUCUGGGUCCUCUCGUGAAAAGCUCACUUCAAGCUCACCUUGCCCCAUCUCUCACAGGGUCUUGUUCUUUUGCACUUUGCCUUGGGACCAAAACUGCCCACCGCAGCCCCUCUCCCAUCCCCUCCAGGGCCCUGGCAGAGACGGGGGUCUUUCCAACUCAGCCUGUGUGCUCGCUGCCCCAGCCCUGGGAGUCCUGUGGCCUUGGCAUCUCAUAACCUACUUACUUUGUCUCCUGGGUGAUUUCCGGUCAUGCUCCCAGUGCAGUUUCAUGUGAGCUAAGGGGGUUUCUCCUGGGGAGAGGGGAGUGAGGGGUGGGUGCCAAAGGAUCCUGAUCUCAGUUUAAUGGUGACUCAGCUGGCCAUGUUGCUGAGUCCUGGUCUGGCUGCAUUAAAUACCGUGAGGAUAAACUUCUGGUCAACAUCCAUCCUCCACUCUGCAGAGGCCAGAGGACAAGAGGCCUCGUGGGCAGAUUGGUUCAUAUCUAGGGUGGAAGCUGAGGCAGGACCCCCUGAGGGCAGGGCCUGGCCCAGCUGUGCCAUGGUACAAGGGAGGCCUGCUGCUGAUCUUGAGCCCUGAUGUACCUACCCACCCUCCUCUGGUCACUUCAAACAUUCCCUCAGGCUUGGGGCUAACCUGCUGCCGUCCCAGAGAGCAAUCUGAGAGCACAGGGACUAAAAGCCCAAGACGUCGAGAUGACCAGCCGACCCCUUUCCAAUUCCUGACUGUGAGCCAGCUGAUCUCCUGUCCUGAUGGCCUGAGGGGAGAAGGGCCGGUGGACGGAAGCAAGGUAGAUUUCCAGCCCUGGGUCAGAGCGGGUGAGGCGCCAGCACUCAUGCCUUGUUCACUCCCAGGGUACUCUGCGGUGUCUUUUUAACCUUCUCAGAAAAUUUCUCAAACUCUGUGAUUUAUGUAAUACUAUUGAGGUGUGGGCAAUAAAUGAUGGAUUUAAGGCA